ACCGAAAUUAUGAUGUCAAGGUUAGUCCUAGUCAUGUGUCUGGUAUGGAUAGUAAACCCGGCUAUGAUUCAGAUGACGAAUUCUUCGAUUGCCAGUCAGAGGCUUGUUUUUAUGCUGUAGCUUCUCCUUUGAGUAAAGGGCGAGGUGAAGUUUUUGUGGAUCCUAAGAGGGCUUAUUUAAAGUUACGUGGUAUCACGGGUGCUAGGCUUAAGUUAUUUGCUAACCAUGUGGAUGCCAACAAAUUUGCGAAUACUCCAGUUGACGAAGAGAACCUCUCCAACCCCUACCCUCCAUCACCCAAAGCUGAUGUUGAAAGCAGUCCAUACCCCAGUGCUAGUCAACAAACCCUGAUUCGUUUUCGAUCAAUGUUAGAUAGUGGGAACGUUGAUGUUGUUAAACAAAUGGUAGACGAGAACCCGAUGAUUUUAGUAACGACUAGUGACACACCCACAAUAUUGCAAAUACGCUUUCGAUAUAAUGCAUUACAUGUGGUUGCUUCAAAAGGAAACGUCAACUUGCUUCAGUUUCUUCUAAAUUGUAUUGAUUCUGAUAAAUUUUGGGAACGUCUGUAUCCAGGUGCAUCUAAAGAAACGUCUUAUCGGCGUCAACAGUAUGUUCUAGACUUAUAUUUGAAUAGUCCUGAACUUGGAAACUUUGAAACUCCCCUACAUUUCGCUAGCAAAUAUGGACAUAUUGAAUGUGUUUCCAUGCUUGCGCGGCAUCCAUUGACAAAGCUCGACCCUCGUAACUUUGCAGGUCAUACGCCUGUAGAUUUGGCUGCUACUCGUUUGACCAGUCAAGAGAAAAUCCCCCAUUCGGAUUUCGAUUGUCCCACUAACAUUGUUAAUAGAAUUCUACAUAUUUUUGAUGAGAGUUACAUUGUAUUAGCAGAUGUGGAGAUUUCAGAACUAGCUAUAAUAAAGACUAGGAUACUAGCACCCUUGAACACGCGUGAAUUUCAAACGAUGUUAGGGUUGUAUGCACGGAAUUCGUGUAAAACAUUUAAAAAUGCAACCCAUGUGAAACCAUUUCCUACACAAAACAAUCAAUAUUAUUUCUUCAGGAGUUCAGUGGAAAAAGGGGAUUGUCUCAAAGUUAAGAUUAAUGGCAAUGUUCGCCGGUUACGAGGCUUCUCAGGACCAAUGCCGAGUGAUGUAGCUGUUGAAUUUCGAAAAAAAUGGCUUCAAUACAAUGCACCUAAUGCUGUUGACUACAAAUCUUUUUCACAUCUUCGUCUAAUUGAUUCGGAAAAAGGAUAUGAACGCCAAGGACGGGAAAUGUCCGGUGAAAGAGACUCAGUAGACAAAGCUGUUGUUGUCAGUCCCAUUGUACAACUUCUGAAGCGUUUGACGUUUGUAAGUCCAAUGCGUUGGUUAAGAGCAGUUAAUCAAGUAGACGGAGAUGGCCAGAAGUCUUUAACGACAGACAACAUAAUCCCAAUUAGUGAUGCCAAUUCUACUACCAAUAAACUUUUUGGUUAUGUGUCUGAACUGAGAUUUUCAAACAAACGCAGAAUAUCAACAUCAAGCAUUCAGAGCUUAGAUUCGCCUUUAGAAAAGCCUGGUGGCAAGAAACACUCGCCCGGUAAAACAGAAACUAAACCAACAUCUGAAUUAACAACAAAACAAUUACCACACUACUUCACUAAUAUCUACAAAGCGUUGCCUGGAAAUGACGACGAGCUAAAAUAUUUUAACCCGCUUGAGUUGCCACUUCAAAAAUCUACACCAUCUCUUGUACUAUCCACGUCAAACAAUUCUAAAUUUAUAAAAUGUAUUCAACUAACUGAAUACGUUCAAUCUUUUUAAAUAAGUCCUCAUAAAUGUUUAGCUGAUAAUAAACAAGAGUAAAAAGAUAACUAUGUGUACAAUAUAUUUUUCUUAAAGCUUAUGUUUUCUAGGUACAUUUCGCAAUCUGAUGCUUUAUAUAUUCACACAUAUAUAUGUUACAUGUUUUUUUGUCAAUUCCGAUUAAUUCUUAGAAGGAAAAAUGCUUCAUACGAAUGAAAUAUCAAAUGUGUUCUCACACGCCAAACAAGGUCAAACAAAAAAAGCAUCACUUCAUGCAAUAUACUGUUACGAGUCAUCAAUUAUUACUUGUGCGAUGCUAAAAUACUGGGAAUUUUCUUUCACAAAGUACUGUUCCUUUAAUACGAAAAAGCAUAAGAAACAACCAUAAUAUUAAACAUAAAGUUGCAUUUAAGAACAAAGUUUCGUAUAAAAUAGAUUGCUCGUUUUGACAAGAAAAGUGAUUCACUCUAGAAACGGAUAAUGUAUUCAUCAGCAACUGUUCAGUUCAUCCAGAGAAAAUUGGUUAAAUGUUAAGCUUAUUUUUGUACCGCAGGAAAAACAAUCUGUACUGUCAGUGGUUAAGUUAAUAUAACGAGAGUGUAGGUCUGCUUCAGCUUUGUUGUAUGCUACUACUGCAUAGUCAGCCCAUGGAAUACGUUUAUUUACCAUUUAGAAAUCAGCAGUUCUACUUUCUGUUAAUCUGUUUAUACACCACCGUAGCGCUGCAAAAUGCAUUUUCGAUAUAUCUUUUAGUGAUUAGUACUUACUCCUGAGGAACAGCAAUUCAUGUAACUAUUUACGGUGACAACUAAUUUCCAGGUUCUCAUACUACAAUUAGUGCUAAGUUGCAAGACGUAUGGUAAUGCAUACGUAGAUCUAAGAUACUUUGAUGCGCGUUACAACCUGCUUAGGUCAGUAAACUAUUGGGUGUAGGCAACUAUUUAUGCCGCAUACCCUGAUGACCUUACUUUUAUUGGUAACUACGACCACUCUCUUAAUAUCCAGACACUAAUCCCAAGGAAACACAGUUCACUAUUUCUGCCCACAAAAUCUCGACAUAAAUACACUGGCAACCAAGGCGUGGAAAGUGACCAAACUAACGAUACUACAUAUUGUUGAUGCACUACAUUUUUGUGUUUUGUUGUGAAGCGAUUAAAAACCCUCCGAAAGGUGUUUAGGUGUAUUUUUAAGUGAAUCGACCGAUGGGCACUACGGUCUAAUUGAUCCUAGAAUGUCAUUUGAUGCAAAAAGUCAUUAUCCACAUGAUGAAGGUUUGCUUUAAGACUUCCAGUAGCGUCAUCCAGUCUGUUUUGAAGAUGGGAAGGAUGUUAAGUCUCAAACCAUUUCCUGACCCUUUCUAACUGUAACCUUUAAUCUUGGUAUUGCCGGACCUCUUUUGUAAUGGCUUGAGGAUUUCCUAGUAGGUCGCAGAUAGGAAGUAAGAAUAAAUCCCAAGUUCUCUACCUGGAGACUAGUACUUGGUGGAGUAACUCAAAGUUCUGUCCUAGGUCCUUUACUUUUUAUACCGUACAGUCCUCAACGUUAUUAUACGCUGACGAUGUAAGUCUGGCGAGAAACAACGGGAGACGCAGAUGCAUGCGCACUUAGGGCAGACUUAAAUAAUAUGACUAACUGGUCUGGAGAGUGGCUGAUGCCUAUCAAUGCGGAAAAGUGUCUAUAUACACUUUUGGGAUGCAGAGCUUAAUAGGUACGGCAUAGGGAAGUGCCUGUACCCGUCGUUCUGUCUCAUAAGGAUCUUGAGGUGACAGUGAGUCAUGAUCUUAAGACCAAUGCCCACUGCCGGAGGUCGCAGCUAAGGGGUUUAGAAUCCUCUGGGUCUUAAGAUGGACAUUCACUAAUUUAGCUACUUCCAUGUUCACUACAGUAUACAAAACCUUAGUGAGGACUAAGCUUGAGAACUGCGUCAAGGCUGCAAGCUUCUGUUUAAAAGGUGAAUUGGAUAUCUUGGUAAAAGUACAGAGGGUAGCUACCCAUGCAAUUCCAGAGCUCCGGGACUUACUAUACAAAGAACGGCUUGAAAAGCUGGACCUCUUUGCUCUGCCGUAUCUCAGACUAGGAUAUGAUCUAAUUUUGGUGUAUAGCAUACUAAAAAUAAUUUUGGACCCAGUAUACUCUUUAUUUUCACUAGACCGGGACAUCUUAGAGGACAUUGCAGGAGGGCAGGGAAGCCAAGAACGAACAAAAUACCCGUCACAUACAUAAUCCCAUUGUUGCAUACUAUAAUGUAAAUGUAUGUUGUUUCAUCAGUGCUUAAUUCAUUAUGAUUAACCAUUUAAUUACGUCUUAUGUUAUAUUUAGCCCGCUAACAAGCAAUAUGUCAUUGUUGACGUCCCUAUCAAGAAACAACUCAUGAUAGCAGCCAAGAAGUUGAUUGUUAGCAAAGAACUGUGCCUUUAUCCAACGGGCUUGUCGAUAUCCACCUACAAAGGUGCGACCAACCAGAUGAAAAUUGGGCAGUUCUGAAAUGUAGUCAUUGACGAAUUCGGUUAGUAACAAACAUAGAAACUAUGAUUUACUAGAGAUUCUCUGCGGUUGGCGAAAAAUGUUUUACUUUCAAUGCAAAUACUGGAAUCUCACCGUAGAAACACUUCUACGGAUGAGAACACAUUGCCACAAAACAGUGAGAAGCCCAAGAGGUCAGUACAAUAAUGCUACAAACAUUUCCUAGAGGUGUUCGACAAAUUCAUAUCGCCAAGUAGGUUUUAUUACUAUUUAGAUAUGCACGAAUUAGUUCGACACAAUUAGAGACCACCAUCCACAUCGGAAUCUAAGCACGUUGGUGGUGCUAUAGCGGACCAGUAAGUAACCUGCAUCAUCUAGUAACCUUUUUCAGCUGUGGUAGGUUGUAUACCGUGGUGCUGAACAUGUCGUCAGCUGUCACUGACUUGACUAAAACGAUAAACAACAUAUCGUCGGCCAUUACUGACUUGAAUAUUAAUGUAAAGCAAUUACUAUCUAAGUCUAAUGAACGCGAAAAACCGCAUCAAUCUGAUUGCGGACUCUCGAGUCAGCAGUUCCCUUUGUCAUCUGAAGAGGAACUGCAGAUGCUGGACACUGGUUUGCAGCAGAAAGAAACCAGGGACAGAUUUGUAAGUCAUUAACAUUAAUUUAAUUUGUCACUAUUACAGAUGGCAAUGGUUACUAGGUUAUCAAGUGAUGAUCCAAAAACGUCGAUGCGGUUUGUUCUGUCGCAUCUCUUGACACCUGAGGUUGCCAGUAAAUUCACGUUACUUGGCACCUCUUCAAAGCGAGCACUUCAGAAAUGCAAGUUUUACGGCUGCAUACGAAGUAACCUAUAUCUAUUAUUUAAACUUCAGGUGCCUUAACUAAUCGCUUUUUGUCAUCCGCUGUCGACGAAAAAGACCUUGGUAAGCUGUACGACAUCGCGACACAAGGUUACUUUCACGAUAUCCGAGACAAGAUGAUAAAGCGUAAUAGAAGAAAACAAGAUCAGGUAUGUACUAAUUUAAAGUGAUAACUUCCCUACGGCUCUAUGGUUACAGUCAACAAUAUUAACGAACAUAACCGUAAGUUCAGCUUCAAGAAUUUGGCUGUGCCAAAGCAUGUCAUUGAGAUAUGGUUGUGACUUUUUUUUCUUUUUUUUUUAAUUCAGAAUUCACGGGACGACUACCUCAAUUCUCAAUAGCCGAACGAACGUGACUUAAGGGAAUACUCCAUGCAAUUUUCUUUAUGUUCUACCUCAUUUUUAAUAAACAAUUUUUGGUAAAAGAGCUUACUUUAUUACUUAUAUGGAAAACUAUAGAAGUGCACGACAUGUUGACAAUGUGUGUUUGAGUGUCAGUGAAAUUUUGACUAAAUGCACAUUCCUUAUAGACAAUACAUCACCUGUUCCUUCUUUUGCAGAUAAUUUCAAAGAACAAUGAAUUAGCAAUUGCAAUGGAUAUGCAAAACAAUCGAUGCUUAAGCUUCUGCUCUAGUGUUGUACAAUAAUACGCUGUUCCUUCUAAAUAAAAUUUUUCAAAAAUAUACCGGUUUUCUAGUGCAUUGCAGAUUUAUUUUGGUCUGUUGCUGAAAAUAAAGGCGAACAUAGGAGACCUUUGGGGUUAUGUCAAUGGAUAGAAAAUAGGUAGUUCUGUGUGUAUUUAGGCGAAAAGUAGACAAUCAAGUGUAUAAGUAGGUAAUUCCGCGGGAAUUUAGGCGAAAAGUAUACAAUCCAGCGGACAUUUAGGCGAAAAGUAGACAAUUCGGCGGAUAUUUAGGCGAAAGUUAGGCAAUUCAGUGGACAUUUAGGCGAAAAGUGAGUAAUUUGUCAACAAAGCGGCGAAAAAGGGGGGAAUCCGCAUUAUUUCCCCCGGACAGGCGACAUUCCGGUGCGUUUUACCCCUUAUUUUCCCUUUCGCUACCAAAGCAUUUAUUUCCCCUCUGUUCGCCUUUAUUUCCCCUUUUUUGGUUGUCUGGGCUAUAGUCCCCAAUCUGUCCGUAACCGUUGCGACCUCUGUUUAUUGUUAUUCCCUCUAACUAUUGUGUGUGACAAAGCAAAACACAACUCAAUGGUAAUAAAUAAAUACAUACGAAAACACACAAUAGUGUCGUCAAUACCGUAACGCGCGCAUUAAAUUUCAGUAUCCUAUAUCUUCAAAGCGACUGGGACCGGUCAUGAGUUUAGGCGGGUGAAUUUAUCCGCAACGCAACAAUGUAAACUUAAUGUAUCGCCUAG
Messenger RNA from Schistosoma mattheei, 6489 nucleotides. Lineage: Eukaryota; Metazoa; Platyhelminthes; Trematoda; Strigeidida; Schistosomatidae. The record is from the annotation of a GenBank genome assembly.